AUGCCAAGAAAUCAAACUGUUAAGCAUUAUCAUAAAAAAAGAUUCUUGCAAAUCCCUUACAUAUUUCCAAGUGGCACUAAAAAGUUGUAUAAUGAGGGUAGAGUGAUAUAUGAAUUUAGUCUUCUAUCAUGGCUUACAAAAAAGACUUCAUUCUUUGCCCUUGAAGUUAGCACUCGUCCCUAUCAAGAUCUAGAAGACCCAGAAACUGAUAAAGCAAUGCUUACAUGGUUCCUCCAAGGAAUGAUUCUUGGUUCUAAAAUUACUCGCAAAACUGCUAAUGAAAGGACUAUUACCGGGCAAUUCAACAAAGGAUUGGAAGGUAAAGUUUUACUUAUUUUCGAAGAAAUGAAUGGAAUAGUACAUUCUGAACUUGGUGUUAUUUUGACUAAAGCUGAUAGAUUUAGUUUUAUUAAUUCUUGA
Entrophospora sp. SA101 is the source of this 420-nucleotide messenger RNA. The record is from the annotation of a GenBank genome assembly. Lineage: Eukaryota; Fungi; Glomeromycota; Glomeromycetes; Entrophosporales; Entrophosporaceae.